AUGGAUUACCAGAAUCGCGCAGGCUCCAAAUUCGGUGGCGGAGGUGUCGCGUCACAGUCUGCGACGAAUGCCGACCGACGAGAGCGCCUCCGAAAGCUCGCGCUCGAGACCAUCGACCUCGAUAAGGACCCGUACUUCUUCAAAAACCACGUCGGCAGCUUCGAGUGCCGUCUCUGUUUGACAGUCCACCAGAACGAUGGUUCAUACCUCGCGCAUACACAAGGAAGGAAGCAUCAGACAAACUUGGCACGUCGUGCGGCGAAAGAGCAGAGAGAAGGCAAGAGGGACGACGUGGGCCAGCAAGGACUUCUCGCUGGUGUGCUGCCCAAGAAGAACGUCAUCAAGAUCGGUCGGCCAGGAUACCGCAUUACGAAAGUACGCGAUCCGAAUACACGUCAGAACGGGUUGCUAUUCCAGUUCCAGUUUCCGGACCUCACACCUGGCAUUACCCCCAAGGUCCGUGUCAUGAGCGCAUACGAGCAGAAGGUGGAGGAGCCCGACCCAAAUUACCAGUACCUCAUUGUCGCCGGCGAACCAUAUGAGACAGUUGCAGUUAAGCUGCAGUCUCGCGACAUCGACAGAAGGGAGGGCAAGUUCUGGUUCUGGUUCGAUGAGGACGCCAAGGAAUUCUGGUGCCAGAUCCUCUUCAAGACUGAGCGUGAUGAACGCUUCAGUGCAGUGCCAGGUCUCGCACCUGGAAGGUAG
Messenger RNA from Alternaria atra, 705 nucleotides. RefSeq lists its product as uncharacterized. Gene Ontology annotation, biological process: spliceosomal complex assembly. Lineage: Eukaryota; Fungi; Ascomycota; Dothideomycetes; Pleosporales; Pleosporaceae. The coding region runs from base 1 to 705 and encodes 234 amino acids. The transcript is spliced from 2 exons. Gene Ontology annotation, cellular component: U2 snRNP; nucleus; U2-type prespliceosome. The record is from RefSeq and is a predicted model, not a curated record. Gene Ontology annotation, molecular function: nucleic acid binding; zinc ion binding.